UUUAAAGUGUGGGAAAACUGCGUUAUUUUCUGCAAUAUUUGUUUAAAUUGCGUGUGUGAAAGUUUGCGCAGUUUUCUAAAUGCCAGAUAAAACUUCCGGCUUUCCUUGCAGCUGUCCCUCAUAUCAUUUCCUUUCACUUUUCACAUUCUAAUUGGAGCAGCUAAUUUCCGGCAUUAAUGGCGGAAAACCUCGAAACCGUUGCCGAAAAAAAAAAGAAACAACAAGCCAAAGUCAAAACAAAAAUAACUCAACAACUCGUUAGGCCUGAGCGUUGCCCGGGACAACGUUCGAGCGGGCAAUCAAUAAAAAAGUAAACAAAAGUAAAAAAUGUGGAAAAACGAGGAAAAUGCUAUUGCAGGUGCGCAGGAAUUUGGGUUUACGAGCAGCGCAUUGACGUAUGGCAGCCGCCAAAAUAAAUAAUACCCGCGUAUUCGAUUUGGAAUGCAAAUAUAGAGAGUUUGUGCCAGUUUAGAGUUUGAACCAAAUCCCUGCCAAUGGGCCAGGCAGCAGGAUGACGCCCAAGAAAAAGCGACAGCGCGGCAAGAGUCGCGCCCAGGCGACAGUGAAACAACAACAUCAACAGCUGCUGGCUGCACUGGAGCUGACGGAUAGCUGCUGCGAUAUUUGCCACUGCGACUGCUACAGUUCGCACAGCAGCAGCAAUGUGAGCGGAGGCGCACAGUCGGCAACGGAACUGCAGCAGCUGGAGCACGAGAUACACGCCUUGGAGCAACUGCAGCGCAGCGAGAGCGUCCAGAGCGGCCAGCGGCGCGGGCAACGCAGCGCUACCAAAUCCCCAACCCAGGCAAAAGCCACGCACAAUCGACGCGGCUCCGCCGAGUGCCAGACGCGCGUCUCCACAGCCUCCGCCAGAGGCAGGCGCUCCAAGAGCGCGGGCAGUCAACGUAGUCAGUCCAGACAGGAUACGCCGGAGAAGCCGCACAAACAGCGAACGGGACGUGGGGGCGGGGUGCGUGAUUGCCAGAUGCUGCAGACUGUGUUUGGUUCACUCAACACGGUCGAUGCCACGACGCUGGCCAUCAGCGGCAGCAGCAGAUCCAAGUCGAAGUCGCAGGAGAACAUGGCGUUGGUGCCGCUGGCCCAGAACUUGGCACGCGGCAACUCCUUGUGCGCCUCCAUGGCCAAUUUGUGCCUGGCGCCAACGGUGCGCGCCGCCUACGCGCAGGUGCCCAGCCACGAUCAGAGGAUACUCAAUCGGAUGGCCGUGAAGCGCAGCGAACGGGCGGCGGACAAGGAGCACGCUUGGCUGGCGCGCAAAUACUGGGAGAACGAGCGGCUGGAGCGUCAGCUGCUCAAGUGCGAGCAGCUGGAGGAGUACAAGCGUGCCGUGCACGACAAACAGUUUCAGGAUUACCUGAUGACCAAGGCGCGCCUCCAGGCGCUGGCCGAGCGCGAUCUGGCCGAGCUGCGACGCCUGCGCGGCGCAUUGGACGCCAAAGAUGCGGCGGCCAAGCAGCGCUUGGAUGCGAUGCGGUUGGAGCGUGACCUGACGCUUUGCCAGCGCCGCUAUGAGGAAUCGCGACGCAACGACGCCGUCAAUCUGCAGCAGGAGGAGCAACAGCUGGAUGCGACACUGCGCAAGCGUGACACUUGCAUGCGGCUCACACAACGGCUGCGCCGGGCGGAUGAGCUGCGCGCCCAGCUGCUGGAGGGCUAUCUGAAGCGGCUGCAGCACGACAAUCAAGUGGAGCAGCUGCAUCAUGAGGAGCACUGGCGCGAGCGCCAGCAAUUGGAGCGUCUGAAGCGUGAGCAGCUGCAGCAUGACAUCCAAAGGAAACGCCAGCAAUCGCAGCGCUUUGUGGACACUCGACAGCGGCGACACGAGGCACGCUUCCGCACGGCCAAGAUCUCGGCCAGCCUCAGGGAGCUCGUCCGGCAGUCCGUCACACCCGAAUCGGCUCUGGACCAGCAUUCGAACAGCUUCUAUGCCCAGCAGCAGUCACAGCUGGGUCGCCUGCUCUUCCAGAAGGAUUUUGCUAAAUAGUUCCCCAAGGCGUUUUCAAAUAUGCAAUUGUUGUUAUUAUGUAAAUAAAAUAAGAGUGUAAUAUUUAAAAAUUGCGUUAAAUC
Messenger RNA from Drosophila montana, 2088 nucleotides. RefSeq names its product trichohyalin. The coding region runs from base 512 to 2005 and encodes 497 amino acids. The record is from RefSeq and is a predicted model, not a curated record. NCBI's taxonomy places the organism in Eukaryota, Metazoa, Arthropoda, Insecta, Diptera, Drosophilidae. The transcript is spliced from 2 exons.